AUUCUAGCACCAAACAAGUACGUUUUUGGCAUUGAAGCUCUGGCAGAUUUACAAUCAAACGGAUGUGGUGGCCAGGGAACUUGGUCAGUUUAUGACAGCCAGUGCUACAGUUGCAUAGCUUAUGCUGCUCCUUGGCAAACUGCCAGAGCAUCGUGUCAGCAAUUAGGGGGUGAUCUUGUUACUAUCAAUAAUGCAGGGACACAGUCUUUUUUGGAACAACUUUGCCCCAACACAUACCACUGGAUUGGACUGAACGAUAUAGCCAAUGAAGGCACCUAUGUAUGGGUUAAGGAUUCAACGCCAGUGUUUUAUUCAAAUUGGAACACAGGCGAGCCAAACAAUUCAGGAGGGGAUGAAGACUGUGUGCAUACUUUGCAGAAUACACAUAAGUGGAAUGAUUUAAGUUGUACAGUUAGUUACUCUUACAUCUGUCAGAAACCUCAAGAUAUCGAUGACUGCAAUCCAGAGCCUUGUCAAAACAACGGAACCUGUACAGACCUGGUCAACGACUACCUCUGUGAUUGUGUUGCAGGAUUCAAUGGAACAAAUUGUGACAUCAAUAUCGAUGAGUGUGCAUCUGAACCUUGUCAGAACAAUGGAACUUGUAUAGAUGUGAUCAAUGAUUACACAUGUGCUUGUACUGUCGGUUUUAAUGGAACGAACUGCACAAUUGAUAUCGAUGAGUGUGCAUCUGAACCUUGUCAGAACAAUGGAACUUGUAUAGAUCUGAUCAAUGAUUACACAUGUGCUUGUACUGUCGGUUUUAAUGGAGCGAACUGCACAAUUGAUAUCGAUGACUGCAAUCCAGAGCCUUGUCAAAACAACGGAACCUGUACAGACCUGGUCAACGACUACCAAUGUAGUUGUGAUGCAGGAUUCAAUGGAACAAAUUGUGAAAACAAUAUCGAUGAGUGUGCAUCUGAACCUUGUCAGAACAAUGGAACUUGUAUAGAUCUGAUCAAUGAUUACACAUGUGCUUGUACUGUCGGUUUUAAUGGAACGAACUGCACAAUUGAUAUCGAUGACUGCAAUCCAGAGCCUUGUCAAAACAACGGAACCUGUACAGACCUGGUCAACGACUACCACUGUGAUUGUGUUGCAGGAUUCAAUGGAACAAAUUGUGACAUCAAUAUCGAUGAGUGUGCAUCUGAACCUUGUCAGAACAAUGGAACUUGUAUAGAUCUGAUCAAUGAUUACACAUGUGCUUGUACUGUCGGUUUUAAUGGAACGAACUGCACAAUUGAUAUCGAUGACUGCAAUCCAGAGCCUUGUCAAAACAACGGAACCUGUACAGACCUGGUCAACGACUACCAAUGUAGUUGUGAUGCAGGAUUCAAUGGAACAAAUUGUGAAAACAAUAUCGAUGAGUGUGCAUCUGAACCUUGUCAGAACAAUGGAACUUGUAUAGAUCUGAUCAAUGAUUACACAUGUGCUUGUACUGUCGGUUUUAAUGGAGCGAACUGCACAAUUGAUAUCGAUGACUGCAAUCCAGAGCCUUGUCAAAACAACGGAACCUGUACAGACCUGGUCAACGACUACCAAUGUAGUUGUGUUGCAGGAUUCAAUGGAACAAAUUGUGAAAACAAUAUCGAUGAGUGUGCAUCUGAACCUUGUCAGAACAAUGGAACUUGUAUAGAUCUGAUCAAUGAUUACACAUGUGCUUGUACUGUCGGUUUUAAUGGAACGAACUGCACAAUUGAUAUCGAUGACUGCAAUCCAGAGCCUUGUCAAAACAACGGAACCUGUACAGACCUGGUCAACGACUACCACUGUGAUUGUGUUGCAGGAUUCAAUGGAACAAAUUGUGACAUCAAUAUCGAUGAGUGUGCAUCUGAACCUUGUCAGAACAAUGGAACUUGUAUAGAUCUGAUCAAUGAUUACACAUGUGCUUGUACUGUCGGUUUUAAUGGAACGAACUGCACAAUUGAUAUCGAUGACUGCAAUCCAGAGCCUUGUCAAAACAACGGAACCUGUACAGACCUAGUCAACGACUACCAAUGUAGUUGUGUUGCAGGAUUCAAUGGAACAAAUUGUGAAAACAAUAUCGAUGAGUGUGCAUCUGAACCUUGUCAGAACAAUGGAACUUGUAUAGAUCUGAUCAAUGAUUACACAUGUGCUUGCACUGUCGGUUUUAAUGGAACGAACUGCACAAUUGAUAUCGAUGACUGCAAUCCAGAGCCUUGUCAAAACAACGGAACCUGUACAGACCUGGUCAACGACUACCACUGUGAUUGUGUUGCAGGAUUCAAUGGAACAAAUUGUGACAUCAAUAGCGAUGAGUGUGCAUCUGAACCUUGUCAGAACAAUGGAACUUGUAUAGAUCUGAUCAAUGAUUACACAUGUGCUUGUACUGUCGGUUUUAAUGGAACGAACUGCACAAUUGAUAUCGAUGACUGCAAUCCAGAGCCUUGUCAAAACAACGGAACCUGUACAGACCUGGUCAACGACUACCAAUGUAGUUGUGUUGCAGGAUUCAAUGGAACAAAUUGUGAAAACAAUAUCGAUGACUGCAAUCCAGAGCCUUGUCAAAACAACGGAACCUGUACAGACCUGGUCAACGACUACCAAUGUAGUUGUGUUGCAGGAUUCAAUGGAACAAAUUGUGAAAACAAUAUCGAUGGGUGUGCAUCUGAACCUUGUCAGAACAAUGGAACUUGUAUAGAUCUGAUCAAUGAUUACACAUGUGCUUGUACUGUCGGUUUUAAUGGAACGAACUGCACAAUUGAUAUCGAUGACUGCAAUCCAGAGCCUUGUCAAAACAACGGAACCUGUACAGACCUGGUCAACGACUACCACUGUGAUUGUGUUGCAGGAUUCAAUGGAACAAAUUGUGACAUCAAUAUCGAUGAGUGUGCAUCUGAACCCUGUCAGAACAACGGAUCUUGUAUUGAUCUGAUCAAUGGUUACCAAUGUAACUGUACUAAUAUGUUUAAUGGAAUGACUUGCACAGAUGACGUCGAUCUGUGCGCUUCCUCCCCAUGUAAAAACAACGGAACCUGUACUAAUUUGAUCAAUAGUUUCCAGUGUCAAUGCCCUUUGGAAUUUAAUGGAACUACCUGCUCCAUGGAGUCACUUUUAACGAAAUUCACAAUGGAAUUGAAAAUUGACGUAACAAUAUCAGAAGAUUUGUCUUCAAGCACUGGUUAUAACACCGUUAAAAGUAAAGUACAUAUUGCCUUAACAGACAUUUAUUCUACGAUACCAGGAUCAACAGUCGUUAUAAACAGCAUAAGGAAGGGAAGUCUUAUUGUUGACUUUGAUCUCAUUAUUCCGGAUGAUCCUGUAUCCAAGGUUCAGGUCGUGGACACUGUAUAUAAGCUACUGAACGGUCUAGCCUUUGUCAACUACUCCGGCGAGGUCGUCAACGUAACAUCAGCAUCGUUCAAUUCGUCUGCUGGCACCGUUAUCAUCACUAAUUCCACUGACGGGUGUUCCAUUAUGAAUUCCAUGAACGUGUGUUUACCUAAAUACAGGUGUCAUGAGUUUAACAACUACACCGUGGCCUGCAUUCCAAUUAUAAGUAAGUAAUAUAAAAUUAAAUCAUUUAAUUAAUGAAACCAGUGAAUUCCUCUACUUACAUAAUUAUACAAAUGUGCAUAAAAUAUUUUUAAAGUGUCUGACUUUUUAUUUAUUAUGAAGUAUACUAAAAAAUAAUGAAUCUUUUUACAACAUGAAGUUGUUUAUCUUGUAAAGAAAAUUUGUUGCAGUUAGUACAAAAUACCUAUAUUUCUUAAUGACAUACAUGUAUUUAAUUUUAAUGUUGAAUUUUUCAGUUCUUGUAUUUAAUCUCAUGAGUAAAAGUUGAAUGAAUGUGAUGAGCUUUAUAUGUGUUUCUAUUAUGUUUGUGCUUUGCGUGUUUAAUACUUACAUUUCAAAUUUGCUUUCAUUUUAUAUGUUCUAAUUUUAUAAUUUAGUAAUUAUCAAUUCACACUCAAGAAAUUGCAUGUUUCUUUUAUACCAUAACGAGACUAUUGCUUUAUUUUCUUUUUGCAGAUUGUAUGAACUUUAAAGUUUGUAUAAACCAUUAUUUAUUUAUGAACAUACAUGUCACUGUUUAGUUUAAAACUUUACUUUUUAAAAAUCAAAUCAAAUAGGAAUAAAAUAUAACGACAUUCUUCUAAAUAUUUCUUUUCUAUAAUUUCAGACAGGGGGCAAUCCUAAUGCUGCACUGUGAUCUAGGAUUCAGAUAUAAUAUACAUGUAUUUGAUGUUUUUAUUAUUUAUAUUUUAAAGUAGUGUACAAUUCUAUGUAUUUUAAACUCAUUUCUUUAUUGAAUUUGUUAAUGACACUUGUUAUUUGUAAUAGAGUAAUAAACUUUACA
Magallana angulata is the source of this 4321-nucleotide messenger RNA. Its product is annotated as fibropellin-1-like. The record is from RefSeq and is a predicted model, not a curated record. NCBI's taxonomy places the organism in Eukaryota, Metazoa, Mollusca, Bivalvia, Ostreida, Ostreidae. The transcript has 32 exons. Gene Ontology annotation, molecular function: calcium ion binding. The annotation marks the transcript as partial.